AUGCUGGAUGUUAGAAUACUGGGAUUGUGUGUUUUCUCCCUUUGGAUUUUAUUGAACUGUUAUAUUGCUUUUGCUUGCUAUCAGAUGGCAGCGUCGUCUGCAUGCGUUUUAGGAAAUGGUUUAUCGACCAGUAAUGCUAAACAGAAUUUGACAAAGGAGUUCUACGGCAGUCAUCUUUUCGUUUCUACGGGUGUUCCCUUAUGUAAGACAUCAAGAACUGUAAUUGUAAAGGCAGCUUUGGACAAGAGACGGAAUGAAGGAAGGAGGGGUUUUCUGAAGCUGUUGGCUGGGAAUGUUGGAAUUGGUGGAUCCGCUUUGCUGGGGGGUGGGAAAGCAUUUGCUGAUGACCAAGGGGUUUCUUCCUCCAGGAUGUCUUAUUCUAGAUUUUUGGAGUAUUUGGAUAAGGAUAGGGUGAAAAAGGUAGACUUGUUUGAAAAUGGAACCAUUGCUAUCGUAGAGGCUGUUUCCCCUGAGUUGGGUAACCGGGUGCAGCGAGUUCGCGUGCAGCUUCCAGGACUCAGCCAAGAGCUUCUUCAGAAAUUUAGAGAGAAGAACAUUGACUUUGCAGCACAUAAUGCUCAAGAGGACUCUGGUUCCUUGCUAUUCAACUUGAUUGGAAAUCUGGCUUUUCCUUUAAUCUUGAUUGGAGGUCUUUUCCUUCUUUCUCGACGUUCAUCAGGAGGAAUGGGUGGUCCUGGUGGGCCUGGUUUCCCCUUAGCUUUCGGUCAAUCUAAGGCAAAGUUCCAAAUGGAACCAAACACUGGUGUGACAUUUGAUGAUGUUGCUGGAGUGGAUGAAGCAAAGCAGGAUUUCAUGGAGGUAGUUGAGUUUCUUAAAAAGCCUGAGAGAUUCACUGCAGUAGGGGCUCGCAUCCCGAAAGGUGUUCUUCUUAUUGGGCCUCCGGGUACUGGGAAAACUCUUCUGGCCAAAGCAAUUGCUGGUGAAGCUGGUGUUCCAUUUUUCUCUAUUUCGGGUUCGGAGUUUGUUGAGAUGUUUGUUGGUGUUGGAGCCUCUAGAGUUCGGGAUCUCUUUAAGAAGGCCAAAGAGAAUGCUCCUUGUAUUGUAUUUGUGGAUGAAAUUGAUGCUGUGGGAAGGCAAAGAGGAACUGGAAUCGGUGGAGGAAAUGAUGAAAGAGAGCAGACCCUUAACCAGCUUCUGACGGAAAUGGAUGGUUUUGAGGGUAAUACUGGUAUCAUUGUUAUUGCAGCAACUAACAGGGCAGACAUUCUUGACUCUGCCUUGUUGAGGCCAGGACGGUUUGACAGACAGGUGACUGUUGAUGUCCCAGAUAUUCGGGGAAGAACAGAGAUACUAAAAGUUCAUGCUGGCAAUAAGAAAUUUGAUGUUGAUGUGUCUCUUGAUGUGAUAGCCAUGAGAACACCUGGUUUCAGUGGGGCUGAUCUUGCAAACCUCUUGAAUGAGGCAGCUAUUCUAGCUGGUCGACGUGGAAAGACAGCAAUUUCAGCUAAAGAGAUUGAUGAUUCAAUUGAUAGGAUUGUUGCUGGAAUGGAAGGAACAGUGAUGACAGAUGGAAAGAGUAAAAGUCUCGUUGCAUAUCAUGAAGUAGGGCAUGCCAUUUGCGGAACUUUGACUCCAGGGCAUGAUGCGGUUCAGAAAGUCACCCUAAUUCCACGUGGCCAGGCACGGGGCCUCACCUGGUUUAUUCCUGCAGAUGACCCCACAUUGAUCUCCAAGCAGCAACUUUUUGCAAGAAUAGUUGGUGGUUUAGGUGGCAGAGCUGCUGAAGAAGUGAUAUUUGGUGAGCCUGAGGUGACCACAGGGGCAGCCGGUGAUCUGCAGCAGAUCACCGGUCUGGCUAAGCAGAUGGUAACCACAUUUGGAAUGUCUGAAAUUGGCCCAUGGUCACUUAUGGAUGCGUCAGCUCAAAGUGCUGAUGUCUUCAUGAGAAUGAUGGCAAGGAAUUCGAUGUCAGAAAAGCUGGCGGAAGACAUUGAUGCUGCUGUGAAGAGGUUAUCAGACACUGCGUAUGAAGUUGCAUUGAGCCACAUAAAGAACAAUCGAGAGGCCAUGGAUAAGAUCGUGGAAGUCCUCCUUGAGAAGGAAACUAUGACCGGUGAUGAGUUCCGAGCGAUCCUCUCUGAAUUUGUUGAGAUUCCUGCAGAAAAUCGGGUUGCUCCUUCAGUACCCGCCCCGGUGUCUGUGUAA
Dovyalis caffra is the source of this 2166-nucleotide messenger RNA. NCBI's taxonomy places the organism in Eukaryota, Viridiplantae, Streptophyta, Magnoliopsida, Malpighiales, Salicaceae. The record is from the annotation of a GenBank genome assembly.